Molecule: messenger RNA, 1404 nt
Organism: Ostrinia furnacalis (Asian corn borer)
Lineage: Eukaryota; Metazoa; Arthropoda; Insecta; Lepidoptera; Crambidae
Product: broad-complex core protein isoforms 1/2/3/4/5
Exons: 5
Coding region: 313-1140 (275 amino acids)
Biological process (GO): regulation of transcription by RNA polymerase II
Cellular component (GO): nucleus
Molecular function (GO): protein binding
Source: RefSeq, a predicted model, not a curated record
UCCACGUGCCAGCAUUUGUGUACCAUUUGUAAAGCACUUCAUCAACGCUUGAUUUUUAUCACCUCCCGGAUCUCAAUAUUUUUGUCAACUGUCCAAAAAACGCGGGAACUCGUGUAAACUUUUUAAAAAUUCACGUCACCGACGCAGUUCGUUGAAUCCUAAAAAAGGAGGUCUGAAUCAUCGGAUCGACCACAAUAAAAUCACUCGGCGAACAAUUAGUACAAGCAGUCGAACAAUGAUGCCAAUCGUCUCGAGCGAACUAAAUCUACUUUUGGAUGACUUUUGAACAGCGUGAUAGGGGCCCUGGGUCGCAUGCUGAGCACCGGAGCCCUGACAGACGUGACCCUCAGCGCCAGCGGGACCUCCGUGAAGGCACAUAGGCUGGUCCUGGCGUCCUGCAGCCAGUACUUCGCGCAGCUUUUUAAGGAGUUAGACACAGAGAACAACACAGUGGUGGUGGUCCUCGGCUGCGAGGCGGCAGAGCUGAGGCUGCUGCUUACCUUCAUGUAUACGGGAGAGGUGACGGCUUCCAAGAAGAUCCUGCCUUCGCUGCUCAGGCUCGCGCAGACAUUGAAGGUUUCGGGGCUGACUGACGCUGACACGAACUCUACACUAACACCCACGGACACCGAUGCAACUCCAGAAACCGAGCAACCGCCGUCACCAGUCAACUUAGAACUCAAAAGCGACCAGAACUCCAACUUCAUCGUCAACGAAAAUUCCAACAGCAGCUCCAAACUGAACUUCGAUGACGUCAGAUCACCGACAAACGAUAUAAAAGACUCAAUAGUGAAUAGUAGCAACGAUUUUAUAAGAAACGAGAAGGAUAGACUUAGUAAAUUAGACCAGAUAGUCCAGAAUUUGUACAGCACGCAUAAAAUUGGGAAUCCAACCGUUCCUGUUAGUCCAACUACGAAUGCCCCAGAUACCGAGCCGUACGACAGAAAAUGGCGCUUGAACAGUUCAGUGUGCACGAUCUGCCACAAGCGGCUCAGCAACCAGUACAACCUGCGCGUGCACAUGGACACGCACGCGGGCCGCCGGCACGCCUGCGCCGCCUGCAGCCACGUGUCGCGCUCGCGGGACGCGCUCAGGAAACACGUGGCCUACAGGCGAGUCACUCUCUCCCCCUUUCUUUAGGACCUUUCUCUUAUUUCAAACUGUAUUGCAAGGUAAAGGCACUUUGAACCUCUUACACUCUCUCCGUCUCUUUCUCUCUUAUUGACCUUGUCUCUCUCUCUCCCUUCAGCUUUGUCUCAUUUCUUUUCCUCCCUCUUCCUUGAAGCUCUAAUGUAGCGAACAUGCAAGACACUUCCCCCUUUUUAGCCUCUCUCUUGCUUCAAACCAUAACAUAACGUACAGGUAAGUCACUUUUAGCUUUACAAUCUAGGUUGCCACAAGGCA